AUGGAAGGUUUGAAAGUAACAAAAGCAGUAGAAGAACCUAGUGUGACAUCAAAUGUUAAUUACCAUGUUGAAAGUAUAAAGCCUGAGUUGGAGCAACCUCAAGCAAUGCAACAAUCUCAAGCCAAUGAAGAUUUAAAUGAACAUGGGAAUGUUUAUAUGGAUGACACUUUUUCCCCCUCUAGUUUAUCAAGCAGCCAAGAAGAAGAAGAAACACAAGAUUCAUCAUCUUCUUAUUACACUACUCCUGUGUUUGUUCCUGAUAAUUGCCUACCUCCGGUGAAGACUAAGUAUGGAUCAGAGGGUACCACAACAAGAAAUGGAGUUUCUUCAAGAUCUAUUUCUUCACAAAGAAGCCUUGGAUCAUCACCAUUGAGCAAUGAAACACCUAAAAGUCAGGAUUCUUACAGUGAUUCCAUUGACACAACAUCACCUAUUGAAUCUGUUAAAGAAGCUGUCUCAAAAUUUGGAGGAAUCACUGACUGGAAAGCACAUAGAAUGGAAGUAGUAGAGAAACGCAAGUUUGUGGAACAAGAACUCAAAGAGAUUGAAGAGAAGAUUCCUGAGUACAAGAAACAAUCAGAGACUGUUGAGAUGUCAAAACUGCUAACGGUUGAGGAGUUAGAGAGCACAAAGAGACUCAUAGAAGAGUUGAAGCUUAAUCUUGACAAGGCGGAAACCGAAGAAAGGCAAGCAAAGCAGGACUCUGAGCUUGCAAAGAUGAGAGUUGAGGAGAUGGAACAAGGAGUAGCUGGUGAAGGUAGUGUUGCAGCUAAGGCACAACUUGAAGUAGCUAAAGCUAGACACACAUCUGCUAUUUCAGAACUGGAAUCUGUCAAGGAAGAGAUACACACUCUGCAGAAGGAGUAUGAAGAUUUGGAGAAGGAGAAAGAUUUGGCUGUGAAGGAAGCAGAAGAAGCAGUUUUGGGUGCUAAAGAAGUUGAGAAGAAAGUUGAAGAGAUGACUAUAGAGUUGAUAGCUACAAAGGAGUCACUAGAAUGUGCACAUUCUUCUCAUUUAGAAGCAGAAGAAGAACUUCAAAGACUUAAGCAACAUAUAGUUUCAACAGAUGCUGCUUCUGCAAAGAAGGAGCUAGAAGAAGUCACUGAGAGUAUUGAGAAAGUAACAUCUGAAGUAAAAUGCUUGAAGGUAGCAUCAUCAUCUUUGAAACUGGAACUUGAGAAAGAGAAAACAGCACUUGAAUCAAUCAAACAAAGAGAAGGGAUGGCAUCAGUAGCAGUUGCAUCUCUAGAAGCUGAGAUAGACAUUAAAAAAUUCGAGAUAGCUCUUGCUGAGUCCAAGGAAAAAGAAGUCAGAGAGGAGAUGGUGGAGCUACCAAAGCAGCUGAAGCAAGCAACACAAGAGGCUAAUGAAGCGAAAACAUUCGCUGAACUCGCUCGUGAAGAGCUGAGGAAGUCUCAAGAAGAAGCAGAGCAAGCAAAGGCUGGAGCAAGUGCAAUGGAGAGAAGACUACUUGCAGCUCAGAGAGAAAUUGAAGGUAUCAAAGCUUCAGAGAGGUUUGCAUUAGCUGCUAUCAAGGCAUUGCAAGAGAGUGAGUCUUCUUUGAAGGAAGAGAAUGUUGACUCUCCGAGAAGUGUAACACUGACGUUAGAGGAGUACUAUGAGCUAAGCAAGGGUGCUCAUGAGGCAGAAGAAGAAGUCAACGCAAAGGUUGCAGCAGCGGUUUGUGAGAUUGAGGAAGCUAAAGAAAGAGAGAAGAGAAGCUUGGAGAAGUUGGAAGAAGUGAACAGAGAGAUGGUUUUGAGAAAGGAAAGACUUGGAGAAGUAACUGAGAAGGCAGAGAAGGCUAAAGAAGGGAAGUUAGGUGUGGAACAAGAGCUGAGAAAAUGGAGGGAAGAGCACAAAGUAAAGAGAAUAGAGAAAAGUCAUGAAAGAAGUUUAGAAAGUUCAAAGGAAAAAGAGAAAGAGUGUGAUGGAACUGAAACAAACUCAAUCUCAAAGGAGAAAGAAAAGGAGUCUAAUGCAACUGAAACAGAGCCAAUCCCACAAGCGCAGCAAGUCACAUCUGCUUUCCGUGCACUUAACUACUCCAAAGAGAUGGAGAGAAACCGUAACUUCUCAGAAGCUUCCAUCACACUAGACACCUCACAAGCCUUAAUGAUCCCUGUAAUAAGCUCUUGCAGUUUACUUCUCAUGUUCUACCUCUUCCCCUCUGCCUCUCAGCUCCUCACCGCCUUCACAGCAGUUGCAUCCCUCUCCUCUCUCUUCUUUUGCCUCUCACCUUAUGCUCUGUAUCUCAACUCCUACCUUGGUUUAUCUGAUCCUUUUCUCACACGUUGCUGCUCAAAGUCUUUCACAAGGAUGCAAGGGUUGUUGUUGUUGUGUUGUGGUGUGACUGUUUUUGGCGUGGCUUGUCUCUGGUCAUUGGGUGUUGAAUAA
Molecule: messenger RNA, 2397 nt
Organism: Eruca vesicaria subsp. sativa (arugula)
Lineage: Eukaryota; Viridiplantae; Streptophyta; Magnoliopsida; Brassicales; Brassicaceae
Source: the annotation of a GenBank genome assembly